CUGAAUUCCUGAAUAGUUGUCAAUUUUACCGAUUAAUAUCUCGCUUUACAAAACAGAGCGACAUUUUUUCUACAGCCAGAUUUUUUUUCAUACGAAAACUCGAGUGUGUCUAAUUCCAUCAAUAUUGAAGAGAAAAGAACUGAAGUGUACCGUUUCAUGCAGAAACGCAUCGAAUAAGCUUAUUCAAUUUCAUCAACACACACAUUGCAAAAGAAAAGACUAAAGUAAACAUUUACCAAAUAUAUUUUAGACUGAUCUUAUUUCAGCAUAGAAAAGGUCUCGAAUCGUUACUUUUUAAGUAAUGGCAAAACUGAUUUUACAACGAGUCGAUAGUUGGAAAUCUUAAGUCUUUAUCAGUCUUAAUCUGAACAGGUAGAAAGAGACUCAAUAAACAUAUUUUAUUAAAAUGUAAAUAAAAAUCAGUAAACUAAACAUUUAUUGAAUACAAAACCAAAGCGGCAUAUGUCAAAAAAUUUGAACAAUAAUUUCAAGAUAAAUAAAGAUAUAUAAAUAGAAAAAGAAUUACAAAAAUGGUGAUAUAUGGUGUUUAUAUUGUAUCUAAAUCUGGUGGUUUGAUCUUCAAUCAUGAUCACAAUGUCCCGAAAAUUGAGGUUGAGAAAUCCUUUAAUUUUCCACUCAAUAUUAAAUUAAACUAUGAGAAUAAAAAGGUAGUGGUAGCUUUUGGACAAAAAGAUGGAAUACAUGUGGGACAUGUAUUAACAGCUGCAAAUGGAAUUGCAAUCACAGGACGUGAGCUUGAAGAUGGAAGAGACAUUCUAGAAAUGUUGGAGCAACCAGAAAAUUUCCCUAUAACAUUGAAAUUUAGUCGGGCAAAAAUGACAACAAAUGAGAAGAUAUUUUUAGCUUCAAUGUUUUAUCCUCUUUUUGCAAUAGCAAGCCAACUGAGCCCAGAACCACGAAGUUCUGGGAUUGAGAUUCUUGAAGCAGAUACAUUUCGUUUGUAUUGUUACCAAACGUUGACGGGUAUUAAAUUCAUGAUAGUAGCAGAGCCGUCACAACCAGGUAUGGAAAUUUUUUUGAAGAGAGUAUAUGAUUUAUAUGCGGAUUAUGCAUUAAAAAAUCCAUUUUAUGCGUUGGAAAUGCCUAUUCGAUGUGAAUUAUUCGAAACUAAUUUACAAACAUUGUUGGAAACUGUAGAAAAAUCUGGAAUAAGCAAUGUUUAAUAUUAAUUUACGUUAAUAAAUUAAUUUAAAAUAAUUAAAGUAUACAUAUAAGAUUGUAAUGGCUCCUGCAACUGAUCGACUCUUGCGCCAAUUUAAAUAUUGGCUACCUAAUUGAAUUUAUGGGUUUUUUCCAUCUAGUCUGACAUAAAUUU
Messenger RNA from Trachymyrmex septentrionalis, 1336 nucleotides. RefSeq names its product trafficking protein particle complex subunit 4 (gene Trs23). Bases 531 to 1184 code for a protein of 217 amino acids. The record is from RefSeq and is a predicted model, not a curated record. The transcript has 3 exons. Lineage: Eukaryota; Metazoa; Arthropoda; Insecta; Hymenoptera; Formicidae. Gene Ontology annotation, cellular component: TRAPP complex. Gene Ontology annotation, biological process: endoplasmic reticulum to Golgi vesicle-mediated transport.